AUGCCGCCCAGUCCACUGCAGAGACUGCACUGCGGUCCCUCCCCCAGCCCGAGGUCCGCGGGGGUUCCUCGGGGGACAGUCUCAGUUUCGUGCCGUUAUUUAAAGAAUUCUCUCCAUGUUUUUGUAUCGGGAGGCGCCAUCGGCACUUCCUCCCUCUCCCCCGUUGAGUGCCAAGAAGGUGUUGGACCAGCCCGCCCUUCCCUACUGGUGCCCCCUCCUCCCCGGCCAAGGCGCCUGGACCUGGCAAGGACGCUGCCAGCCGAGCGGACUGAUUUGCAGAGUCUGUACAUAGUGUAUAUUGCUCUACCCGGCCGCACACCGAGUCCUGCUCUGGCUUUUGCCUCCUUGAUGCCAGCCUGCUGCAACGGACCCUCCCUGCGCCCCUCCCCAGCCCAUCUUACUACAAGCAGCGUCCUGAGGAGACAGCGUCACGACGUUCUAGCCGCAUCUUUGGCCAGCCUGAGCCAGUGGAGUGGGCUCCGUGUUGCUCAUUCUCUACAGGCUGUCAGCUUCUGUCUCUGGCACGCAGGGUCUUGCCCCUUCUCCGGGGCCUGUGCCAGCUCCCUUCCCUCCCUGUUCUCCUGCCCCCACAGCCAUUCUGGGAGCUGGGGAACCUGACCUCAAGGCCCUGCGGUUCCAGAGGUGGUCAGUCUUGCCCCUUGGCCAACAGAUUUCUUAUCCUGCCUUCUAGAUGUUUCUGAGCUCCAAACCCAGGGGAGCCAUGGCUUCUCAUUUCUACCAUGAGGUUUCAAUUCCAUCAGAAAGGUUGGGGUAGGUUCGUGCAGAGAUGGGGCUGGCGUGGGGGCUGCAGGAGCGGUAUUUUAACAGAUCAAGAGAAUGAAGCCAGAUCAGUGAAUUAAGUUCCUCACAAUUAUUUUCUUUCCCUGAGGUUUGAUUGGCAGAACAGCAAAAGUUGGGGUGAACACACUUUGUGUUCACUGUUUUUAGAAAAAAAUCGAAUGGCUUCCUGCCAUUGUGGGGCUGGGCUCUCAUGCCUGGGGCCUCUGGGCUGGGACCGUGGACAGCCCCUUGUCACUGUCCUAAUCUUUGUGAGGACAAAGGUAGCAAGAGGAGUUCCUGGCAGAUGGGAAGGAAUGGCUGGGGCAGUCAGUUUUGACCCCCAGUCCCCUGGAGAAAAACCAGGGUCAUCUGCACCUGCUGACUGCUUCCCUAGCCCCCAACUCGAACACCUCAUUACCCUUUCCCCUACAGGGAUCAAGUGACCUGGGAAGAACUGAUUCCAGGAUUUGUUUCCUUAGACUUUCUUUCCUAGGUGAUUUCUAGGCAGAGCCCUGAUUGGACAAUCACAGAUCACACUGCAGUUUCCAUGUUAGCACUGUGGAUGGGUUUUUAAUCAAUAAAAACUGGGGGUUUCUUCUCACCCGUCUCUCCACUCGCCCAAACUGCCAAAAGCUGGUGGUUUUGGGACAGGCCUCCACUUCGGAGCCACAGGAUGGGGUGGGGGAGCUCCGUGGGCCUGGGAAGGAGGAGGAGGGGCUGCAGGGCUGACGAGCAGGCAGCCUCAUCUGGUCUGGGGGCGGGAGAAGUGGGGUCUCCGUCCUUGUGACUGUUCUGGUUGGCCAUGGGCCCUGUGAGGAUGUGUGGUGCUUGGGGGCUCCUGUGCCAGUGGGUGGGGGGCAUGCUUGCCUUUGAGUGAUCAGGCAAGGCCAGCAGGGGUGUGCUUGCAAAUUCAAGCAAUAAGUUGGGGGGGGGUUGGUCCUGGGAGCUUCCAGCCCAGGCUGGGAGCCCCCAUGACUUCUGGCAGCUGGACGUCCAGCCCCAGGUGGUGGGGUGAUUUUGGUCAUGGCAGUGUGCCUGUCCCACUGUACACGCAUGAAUGGGGGUUACGGGGUGGGGGUGGGGACUCAGGGCUGGACCGACGUCCUAGUGGACCUGAUGUGAAAUUCCUGUCACACACCACCACUUUUAAAUGGUUUGCUAGGAUUAUUUCUGUAUUGAAAGUUUCUAAUUAUGCUUUUUAAAAAAAUACUAAAAAUAAAGGUUCAAGCUGCCAAAUUUU
Molecule: messenger RNA, 2020 nt
Organism: Callithrix jacchus (white-tufted-ear marmoset)
Lineage: Eukaryota; Metazoa; Chordata; Mammalia; Primates; Cebidae
Source: RefSeq, a predicted model, not a curated record